GCCUGUUUCACUUCUGUUCCACCUUUAAAUAGAGUCCAACAGGUACUUACUGCCAAGUAAGUCACUACAUGACACUCGGAUUCUUCUGUUCUGUUUUUCCAACUUCCUUCCUUCUUGUCUGAGAUCACACCACACCCCCCCCACCCCCUUUCUUGAUAUAGCAACAUGCUAGUCUCGAUCUCUCUGGCGUCGCAUGUUUUCAUCGAUUUGUCAUCAGUGGUCACACUCCGUCAGUGAAAAGAGGUAGUGAGAUCAUGAGGAAAAUGAUGAGGAAUAACAAUAUCAGGGCCUCGAGGGCUCUGUUCACAGCCCUUGCAUUUCUGGGUCUGAUUUGGUUCUUGUUUUCUGGGAUCCACGCGAGCCUCGCGGCCAAGAGCGCGAAAGUGACGGUCCCGGUUCCGCCCUCCGUCCAAGUUUCUGGCCGGACAAAGCCGCUCGGGAGGGAAAGAGAGGCGGCUUACUGGGAUUUAGAUCUCAAUUAUGUAAUCAGGCGAAGAGUCCCGAGCGGACCUGACCCCAUCCACAACCGGAGGGCAGUGAUAUAUAGACAACCACCAGGAGCUUGAAAGGAGACAGAAAAUCAAGCUGCAUGUCCGAUUUUUGCGAGAGUCUUGCUCUAUCGAAGACUGACGGAAUCGGAAGUCGUGAUUUUUCUACUAUGCACUGCUAUGACCGAAGUUGUGAGCUGAGUAUAUGUAAAUGGCAAACAGCACAUGUUCUUGUGGUAGGAUAGCUUUGCAAUGAAAGGAUUUGCCGUGUAGUUCUGCUUGGAUUUGUAUCUGCAGAGUUAUUGAUUUUUGUGCAAUUCAUGAAUGUGAAUUUUUCUUCCGCAA
Messenger RNA from Syzygium oleosum, 833 nucleotides. Its product is annotated as CLAVATA3/ESR (CLE)-related protein 25. The transcript has 2 exons. Bases 255 to 566 code for a protein of 103 amino acids. NCBI's taxonomy places the organism in Eukaryota, Viridiplantae, Streptophyta, Magnoliopsida, Myrtales, Myrtaceae. The record is from RefSeq and is a predicted model, not a curated record.